CAGCACUCAAGUUACAUAUAUGAAUGAUGGUAACUAAGUUGUCUCAUUGAGUAUGUUGUUAAAACUACUGUAGCAAAUAAGUAGAGAUGGAAAAACUAACCACAUGUCAGUUGGUCUGAAACAAAGCUCCUUUGAUCUUGCAUGAUUAAGGAAAACAUUUUAAUUUAUUUACCAGACUGGAAGACCCAUCCAGAUGCAGUAAGGGCUGCAUCUUUGUACACACAAUAAAUUCUCAGUCUCCACGAGACAGGGAAACCUCUUUUAAUGUCUAUGGAUUUAAGACUGUGUGCUCAAGAUCAGGAGAGGGAACUUAUUAACUUCUACAAGCAACGAAAUGUAGAGUGGGCAUGUCCUGUUAAAUGUAAUCUUCAAGGUACAGUCUAGAGAAAAUAAAAAUGUAUACACAAGAGAAUGUUUACUGUAGUUCAUAUGGUGUAGUUAUGAUGUCAGAAUAAUUUUACUUUAUAUGUUCAUUGUUUUCAGGGGACUCUGCAGUUGGUGAAGGAGUCACCAGACACUUUUUUUCAACAGUUCUUCAAAAACUGAAGUAUGGUUUCAAUUUAAAUUUGGGAAACACAGGUGUAACAUGCCUCUUUGAAGGAGAACCAGACCAUUUGGUGCCUUCUUCAGCACAGCUUCUAAUAGAAAGCGAUCUUUUCUUGGUAGCAGGAAGAAUGCUAGGCCACUCCUUUUUGCAUGGUGGCCCGUGUCUUACAGGCCUCAGCAGAGCUUUUGUUCAUGUUCUGUUUCACAGCUCAUCUGAUACAGCCACUUUGCAAUUGGAGGACUGUCCAGAUAUUGAUGUACGAGAGACCAUCAGCUUUCUCAGUGGAGAAGUUUCAUUGACCGAGGACCAAUACAGUAAAGUCUUAGAACUUUGUUUGGCUUGGGAUCUUCCUGGUCCAACAGAAGAAAAUAGAAGGUGGCUUUACGAGCGUCUGCUGUCACAUGCGGUUCUUGGGAGAAGAACACGCCAAAUGAAACAAAUCAAGCAGGGACUGAAAGACACCUUUGUUUGGCCCCUACUUACUGACAGGAAGGAUGUAGUGUUAUUCCCCAAGGAAUCUGAGGACCUAUGCACCCCUGAGAUGCUACUUUCAUGUAUUGACUGGCCUAACGAAAGCAAUAAUAGUGAUGAUGAUGACGACGACGAGUACCCAGCUGCUACUAAGGAAAGGAUUGCUGGAUUUUUAAAGCAGUUCAUCGAGUCAGGAUCCAGAAAAGAUCUUAAAAACCUUUUGCGGUUCUGGGUCGGAUGGGAGCGGAUUGAAAAAAACAUGGCUGUGGAAGUUGUAAAAAGCGAUCUUCCACGAUCCUCCACCUGCUUUUGUAUUCUUCGACUACCAGGCCACUACACAGAGUUCCACUCCUUUUCAAAAGACUUGAUUAUGUGCAUUGGUGUUUGCAAGUAUGGUUUUGGGCUUGUGUAAUUUUUAGAUGCACAGUUUAACAUAACGUCACUGAAAGACUGUAAUCAAUGCGGUUACUGCAUUUAUCUUCUCAGGUUUUUGUUUAAGUACUUUGUUGUAGUAAGUAUUUAUGUUUAAUAACAGUGAAAAUCCAGUUUACUAAGGAUUGAAAUGUUAAAAUUAUUGCAAAUUAGGAGUCUA
Messenger RNA from Triplophysa dalaica, 1610 nucleotides. RefSeq lists its product as uncharacterized. Lineage: Eukaryota; Metazoa; Chordata; Actinopteri; Cypriniformes; Nemacheilidae. Gene Ontology annotation, molecular function: ubiquitin-protein transferase activity. The record is from RefSeq and is a predicted model, not a curated record. The coding region runs from base 675 to 1430 and encodes 251 amino acids. The transcript is spliced from 6 exons.